This is a messenger RNA of Botrytis sinoallii, 1809 nucleotides long. RefSeq lists its product as uncharacterized. The transcript has 2 exons. NCBI's taxonomy places the organism in Eukaryota, Fungi, Ascomycota, Leotiomycetes, Helotiales, Sclerotiniaceae. The coding region runs from base 1 to 1809 and encodes 602 amino acids. The record is from RefSeq and is a predicted model, not a curated record.
AUGCCUCCAGAAAAACCACUUCCAUAUCCAGAUGAUUUUUCCAACGCAGAUGAAUACGUCGACUCACUCCUAAACUUCGCAACCACCUCUACCCUUUUCCAAACCCUAUGCGGAGGCGUUCAUAUCCUCGAUUUCUUCAUCAGAGAGCCAAGUCUCUAUCAUAAGAUUCUCCCCGAAGAAUGGCGCGCCUGGUUACUCGAAUAUCCCUCUAUGGAUUUUCUAGAUUUACUCAUGCGGGAUGAUCUUUCAUUGGCACGUGAUACGGCCAAUCCGCCGCCAGAAUCUCUCAUCACAUAUAUCCUCAAUAUCCGCAAACAUUCACUGAUCCGAAGCGUGGAGAAGAAGAAUCUCAGUGCUAGAAAGUUACCAAGACAUGUGGCGGUGGGCAUGAUUCCGAAGAAAAUACACGAGGUGACGAAUUUUGCGGAUUAUGUGACGCGGGUUGCGGAUGAGGUGAAGGAGGAAAGUGGAAAGGAAAUCACGCAUUUUGUGGAUUUUGGGAGUGGGCAGAAUUAUUUGGGGAGAACGUUGGCGAGUCCGCCGUGGAACAGAUGGAUUGUGGCGGUGGAGAGUAAGGGGGGAAAUAUUGAGGGGGCGAAGAGCAUGGAUAUUUUGGCGGGGAUGGCGGAGAGGGAAAAGGUUAUGAGAAAUAAGAAAGUUUUUAGGGAGAAGAUUAUGGGAGAGACGAUAUAUACCCCAGCUGUUGGGAAGGGAUAUAUUCAAUACGUGGAACAUCGAGUUGAAGAUGGAGAUUUAUCAGAUGUGGUAUCACAAAUUGAGGAUUUGAAAGUUUCAGCCCCAGAUGGUGAUCUCAACAUCAUUUCGGAGACCGGUUCUACCGCUCUUGCUAAAGAAGAUAUCAUAUCCCGUGUCUCGGAAGUAAUACCCUCGGAAAUAAAUCUAAUGGCUAUAUCCAUCCACUCCUGCGGCAACCUCUCACAUCAUGGAAUCCGCUCUCUCCUCCUCAAUCCUUCGGUUCACGCUAUAGCCAUCGUAGGCUGCUGCUACAAUCUCCUCUCCGAACGUCUCAACACUCCUUCCUACAAACAUCCUCUCCUCCGUCCCAAUCUCCGCGCUCUGAAUCUUCCACACCCUUCUUCCUCUUCAAGCCCCGCAUCAGAUCCCCACGGUUUCCCCAUGUCUAACCGUCUAUCAACAUACAACGAGCAUGGCAUCACACUCAACAUCACCUCUCGAAUGAUGGGUGUCCAAGCGCCUGCAAACUGGACCGCCAAAGACAGUGAUUCAUUUUUCACACGCCACUUCUACCGCGCUUUACUCCAAAAGCUAUUCCUAGAUUACGGUGUUGUACAAGCCAUCCCAUUAGACACCUCCGACCAUCUCGACAAACGGACUCCCACUUCCACAAAGUGCAACACGACAGAAUGCUGCGACGACAAAGAAGAGGAGCCCAUCACCACAACCCCCAUUAUAAUCGGUUCCCUCCGAAAGUCUUGCUACGAGUCCUUCACCAGCUAUGUGCGAGGCGCGAUUCAAAAACUAACCGCCACGCCAGCUUCCUCCUCCGAGGAACCACAAGUCCCCCGCUCCGACGUCUCAUCCAUGGUCCAGGAAAAAGUCGGCGAUAUCACCGAUGCCGAAAUCCAGACUUACGAGUCUCAAUAUUUGGCGAGGAAAAAAGAACUCAGUAUCAUUUGGUCACUGAUGGCGUUUAGUGCUGGGGUUAUAGAGUCAAUGAUUGUAGUUGAUCGAUACGUGUUUUUGCGAGAGGCGAUUGAGAGGGGAGAGUGUAGGGACGCGUGGGUUGAGGGGGUCUUUGAAUAUGGGAUGAGUCGAGAAAUUUGGUAG